This is a messenger RNA of Orussus abietinus, 2587 nucleotides long. Its product is annotated as carbohydrate sulfotransferase 11. Lineage: Eukaryota; Metazoa; Arthropoda; Insecta; Hymenoptera; Orussidae. Bases 163 to 1272 code for a protein of 369 amino acids. Gene Ontology annotation, biological process: carbohydrate biosynthetic process. The record is from RefSeq and is a predicted model, not a curated record. The transcript has 7 exons. Gene Ontology annotation, cellular component: membrane. Gene Ontology annotation, molecular function: sulfotransferase activity.
CGCAGUCGAGUCGAGGAUGCCGCCGUGAUCGGACGUCGCGGCGCUCUCCGGCACCCCAUAGGCGCGACUUCGGCACGUGCUCUUCACCCCAGGAUCCGAUUCUCCAUGCCGACGUCACGCGAGGAUACAUGUUCGAGGCUUAAGUGACUCCCGCAAGGAUACAUGUUCGAGCCGAUUCGAUAUGAGUACAGGAGGAAGAGCGUCCUCCGCGAGAAGAUGACAACUCGACGCCGGGUCUUGGCAGGGGUUCGGAGGGCACUAUUGGCAGCCGGCGUGCUGCUCCUGGUGGUCCUCGCGAUCCUGAGCCAGGACGACUCCAGGAGGGCCCAGCAGUCGGCGGUCCUCGAGGAAGACAUGUUGACGCCGGAGGAGAGGAUAAUGGAGCAGAACACAAUGGCGGAAACCGAGCUCCGGCUGGCCGAGAGGAGGCAAUAUCUUGUGCAGAAGUGCUCCGAGGAGGGCCUGGACCGUCCUGGGAACGAUUCCUUGCACCGGCCGAACGCCUGGGAGUUCCUCGCCAAUCGGGAACACCACCUCAUCUGGUGCAACGUCUUCAAGGCCGCCUCGACCUCCUGGCUGUACAACUUUAAUCUUCUCGCAGGGUACAGUCCUCAGUUCUUGAAGGCCUCGAAGCUCGUGCCGGUGUCCCUGGCGAGGCAGAGGUACCCUAGGCCCACGGUGGAGGAGCUCGUCAAGUUCCUCAACGACAGCAUUAGCUUCCUCAUAGUGCGGCACCCCUUCGAGCGGCUGCUCAGCGCCUACCGGGACAAAUUGGAGCAGAGCCUGCCUCACACUUUCCACAGCAAGCUCGGCGCGCACAUCGUCGCCCACUACAGAGCCAAGGAUCCGAAGGCGGGGAUGAAGUACCGACCCAGGUACCCUCUCUUCGAGGAGUUCGUUCGGUGGCUCCUCGGCGAGUGGAGGUCGGGGAACGAGCUGGACAUGCACUGGACUCCCAUCGCCAACUUCUGCACACCUUGUCAAGUGCGAUUUGACGUAAUCGCCAAGUUCGAGACGCUUUACGACGACCAGAAUUAUCUGAUAAAACAGGCUCGGGUGGGGCACAUCAUCAAGCCCGAAUGGAAGAAUCCAACUCGAGGGGUCCAGACGAAGGACAUCAUGAAGAAUUACUUCGCUCGGCUUACGAAGUCCCAGAUUCAAGACCUCUACGACAUGUUCAAGUACGACUUCGUCCUCUUCGACUACUCGCCGGAUGAGUACGUGGCAAUUGGCAAGGACGACGACGCCGCGACACCAAAGACUAGGGAAUAAACCCGGAGAUGAGUCCUCUGCUCCCGACCUCGAUGUUCCCUCGUCCGUAAGGAGAGUUAACUCGUCACUUUUGUAACAAACAAAUAAAUUGUCACAACGAACGUUCAGGAAAGUAGGUGCCCACUCGUGUGGUGUAACGGCCUGGAAGCAAAAUCAAUCCUGCACGAAUCUCUAGGACGUCUUUCAGAGCCCCAGGGUGGAGACGCCAUUUAAUUGUCAAUUUACUUAUACAAUAUAUUGUUCUGUAAUCUGCGUUGUUUCGAUAGCACUUUCGCCUCCCACUUUUACUUGAGAUGACCGUGUGCGUUUCUAAGAGGGCUUCAAUUCCAGGCUGUUUUAAAUUGACAGUAUUGGCACGGACGCUUUAAGCAAUCUGUAAAAUGCAGCGAUAAGUCUGAGCCCAAAGGGUUCGAUGACAUCUUAACCGAAUGGCUCUUCGACUGGAUGUAGUAAAUUGUUAAUCUCUAAUUCUUUGGACUCAUAUUCCUAGCAAUUUUAUAAGACAGGACUUUUCGCAUUCUAGAGAGGAGUUACAUCGUACUCCAAAGCGUUCCAACUUCCUCGCGAAACUUUGUCGAAUGCCUGAAAGCAAGUGGCCUAUUAAGUUUAGGACUUUGUUGAGCUAUCGGCGACUUCUGCUUUUGUCGCGUCGCUUAACAAGGGAUUCCAUCUCGUGUUUUAUCGCACAACUUUUCUCCUAGAUUUAAUGAACCUUCAAAGGGAAUGUUAAGUAAGUGGGGAGUCCAUAGCGAUGAAUAGACGUAUAAUAAAAACAAGAACUGAACAGGAAAAAAGAAUUCAGCUAGGCUGUAGACACGUUACCUUGUCCAUUUUGUCGGCCUUAAUUUUCUUCGGCAGUGCAUCGGUUUUUUAGGUUUAGUGUUGAACAAUAGUGAAAAUAUAUGUAGGAUUUUUAUUAGUCUUUAUUGGAGUUGGAAACUGAAGGAUAAUUAUGUUAUGGAAAUUUUGCAAUGUUUUAUGCAUCGAUAUUGGUUCUUCUUCAUGGGUUGUCUCAGAAUGUGGAUUCCCGCUUGAACUUGCAGUAGCGUAAUGAUACCGUUAAGUUUAGCGACUUAAUUUUUUACUACCAUACAUUUAGUAAUUGGUAAUUAAUAUCAUGUUUGUAGGGAUAAGAAACUGAGAACAUUUGGAGGUAUUUAAACUUUUGAAGAUCGACCACGAGUGUCUGGUCUUCAAGUAAUCUUAAUUGACAUGUAUAUCAUUAUCUUCAUUACCAAUGUUGUUAUUAAUUUGUAAAUAUGUAAAUGUAUCUUAACGUGCCCAACGUUUAAAAAUAUACGUUUUACGAUACUAA